CCUCUAAGAAAGAGACCAUAUCUGCAGACAAAAAAGCACUUAUAUCCUUAGAUAAAAACAAUACAGCUUUAAUUAAAAAUAAAAAAACCUAUAAUGAUCAGAACAAGAUUGACAAGAGUCAUGAUCCUGUUAAAAGCUUUAAUUAUAAUGAUGCUAAUAAAGUAUUCCGAAUAUGA
Molecule: messenger RNA, 176 nt
Organism: Racocetra persica
Lineage: Eukaryota; Fungi; Glomeromycota; Glomeromycetes; Diversisporales; Gigasporaceae
Source: the annotation of a GenBank genome assembly